Messenger RNA from Cydia fagiglandana, 5138 nucleotides. Its product is annotated as pancreatic lipase-related protein 2-like. Gene Ontology annotation, molecular function: lipase activity. Bases 61 to 1206 code for a protein of 381 amino acids. The transcript has 7 exons. The record is from RefSeq and is a predicted model, not a curated record. Lineage: Eukaryota; Metazoa; Arthropoda; Insecta; Lepidoptera; Tortricidae. Gene Ontology annotation, biological process: lipid catabolic process.
CCACCCCCAUUCUCCGGCGCGGGUCCUCGGCAGUACUGCAGCAACGGUAACCGCGCAAGGAUGCCGUGUGCACGCGCCCUGCUCGCGGUCGGCCUCGUCGCAAUACACGCAGUGUUCGCGGCGGACAAGCGUCAGCCGAUCAAGGAGGCCCUAUUUCUGAACAGCGACCAGUUCGGCAACGCGACGUUUGAGGACUGCGUGUGGAGGCGGGAACGGGAGCCCUGCCCCGACCCUGAUGUCAAGCUGCAUCUCUACACCGAGGCUGAGCCCACCAAGAGAGUGGUCGACUUGUUCAGUGAAGAUUGGCUGCGGCAGAGCGGCUGGGAGCCGGCGCACGAAACUAUUCUUCUGAUCCACGGAUAUGCGGGCGGCGACGACACGCUGCCCAUUAGCGUGCUGCGAGACGCGUACCUCCGGCGCGGCGGCUACAACGUGUUCAUGCUGGACUGGGGCGCGCUGUGCCAGCCGCCGUGCUACGUGUCGGCCGUGCACAACCUGCGGCCGGCGGCGCGCUGCGCGGCCGAGGCGCUGGGCUCGCUGCGCCGCGCAGGGCUCCGCCCCGACCGCCUCACCUGCGUGGGCCACAGCCUCGGCGCGCACAUGUGCGGCAUCAUCGCCAACUAUCUCACCUUCCGGCUCAAUAGGAUCAUCGGUCUGGACCCGGCGCGGCCGCUGAUCCGCUCGGCGCCGGCGCUGCGCCUGGACCCGGGCGACGCGCGCGCCGUGCACGUGCUGCACACCAACGCGGGCCGCUACGGCGAGGCGGCGCGGCUCGGCCACGCCGACUUCUGCCUCAACGGCGGCCGCAGCCAGCCCUUCUGCGAGGACACACCCAACGAAGCGCUGUGCAGUCACAUCUGGUCCAUCUGCUACCAGGCGGAGAGUUUGUUUGUACCACGUGCCGCGGCGCCGUGCGGGCGGCGGUGCUCCGUGCGCGUCCCUCCGUCCAGGGCCUCGGCGCUUCCCGUGCUACUGGGACAGCCUGCGCCUAUGACGGCAUCCGGUGCAUACUGCGUGGAAGACUUCGCGCCGCCGUUCUGUCCGCAGAAGGGCGGCGACGAGGGCGACCCGCGCUGCUGCCUGGACGCGCAGUACGAGGCGGCGGCCACGGGCGAGCCGCCGCGCAAGCGCCCGAGGCCCCUAGUGCGACUCCGCGCCAGGAGGGUCAAGAACAUGGAGGUGGAUUCCAGUCAGGUGCAGGACUAGUUCCACACGAGCUUACAGUCUGCAUUUAAUAUAUCGUAAUAUACCUUUGUUUGCAUAUAAAUAAGGAUGUGUUCCGAUAUAUUUGGCCACCACUAUUUGAUGCAGACUGUACCAUGACAGUUUGUUGUGUACCUGUAUUAGUCACCACGGAGCAGCCCCGCCCAACUUGAGAUAUCUUGCGAGAGGGCUUUAGAAUAUCCUAGAUGUGGGCGCCAGUGUGGUUCAUGAUUAUUGUGGUCAUAAAGUCCAAACAUCUUUCUAGUAGGUAACUAUAUAGACUAUCUACAUGUUGCCAGACAAGAAUCCUCAUUAUAACUAAACCACAGAUUCAUGGUCUGAUCAAAAUGUGUAUUUCUUUAUUAUGGCAUACGUUGCCGCUCUUUACUACCUAGGUAGUUGCCAGGUAGGUAUUACUAAAUGGCUAAUUCAACAACUAAGUUUCGUCUCGUUUGGCGACGAUUAGCUGCUUAAGUUUAAAUAAUUAGGUUUUUGGCGCAGGCUUACUGCAUGCAUUAGUUUUCUAGUGAAAAUUUUGGUAUCGUCUUGGGUCGUCCCAUUCGUUCUUCGUCAAGUUCUUAACGCAUUCACUGCCAGGGGGCGUGACCUAGGAACAAACUAGUAUGACGGUGAACGCACAUGUGCGUCGGGGGCAGUGAAUGUGUUAUAUUAGUCCUAUUCUACUUUCGUCACUCAUUCUACAUUCAUCACAAUCGUCGGUGGCUUUCAAUGUAGAAUGAGUGACGAAAGCAGAAUAGGACUAAUUUAAGAACUUGACGAAAAUCGAAUGGGACGACCCAAGACGAUACCAAAAUUUUGAACUGCUAUACCUAUUAACUAAUUUAUACAUAGUCUUUGGGAGUACAAAGCAAUUAUGGUUCAAAUACUGAACUUCAUACAGACUGAUGUAUUAUUGAAUGUUAUAAGCAGGAAAUCGUUAAUAUUGCGGCAGGUUUAGACUUCAAUAUUUGUUUCAAAGGGUUGUAUAAAUUAUUAAUUUAUAAGUUUUAUAACCGACAGCAAUCUUCUUGACAAAGCUGCGUCACUUUCGUUUGACAUAUUGAGGAAGAAAUACAAAUAACAUUUCGGAGGUAACAGAUACGAUAAUAGUGCCUAUUGCAUGUUCUAACAUCUGCUUUGUAAGGAAUGUGCUGAUCAAUGAAUAUAUAGUGCUGAGGGUGGUUCCACUUGUCCAAUUUAUUUUUGUCCAAUGUACACAGUGAGUGUCUCAUUAAGCAAAAUGUGAGACGCAAAUACACAUUGGACAAAGUAAUUGGACAGGUGGAAUACCAACCUGAUGUAAAACUUAGAUUUAAGUAUAAAUUAUCAAUUAUGUUAAAUAGAUAUCAUAUUAGCAAUAAGUGCUAAUAUCAAAACCAUAAAAAUGUAAGUAAGUGGAAAUAAUCUGAAAUUCCUUGAAAUUGUUCACCAUAAGUCCAUAACAUAACCGAUAAGUUUAUAAUAAUUGUAAGUAAUUUAACUAAUUUAUCUACAGAUUGGAUUGGAGAUUUUGAGCCAAAGAAGUAAAAUAAAAAAUAUUAAAAUUUGAUGUUGUAGUUUAAUUCAUGGAAGAGAAAUGAAAAUCCCUUUCCUUAAAAAUACUUAUUUAUUAGAUCUAGGAAAGGUCGUCAAAUUCAUAGGGUUCACUUUAUACAUACAAUUUUGAAAACUUAAUAUAUACAGUAUCUAUUAUGCAAUAUAUAUUGCUAAAGCUGUUUAAUAUUGUAAGUAUAUGGGAAUAGUAGAUUACGAGUAUAAAUUAAAGAAACCAGUUGCACAACAUCCAAAACACAACUUAUGAACUAAGAUACUUUUCAAAAGGUAUCACAAUAUAUGUAAAAUUGUAUAUGAAAGACUGUAGGGCUAAUCUUAGCAAAUAUUUGCAAACAACAAAAGAUAAAUGUAAAUUGCGACUGUCGGUAAUACGGGUCUCUAGUGUUUUCCAUAUUGUAUUGUUUGUCGCAUUUUUGUUAGUCAUAAUUUGGUUUUUCUCAAAAACGCGUAACUUUUCAGGAUUGGAUUGCCAUAAAACAAACCUAACCUAUCUAUUAGGUUAACCUAAUAAUAUUAACUAAAUCCUGAAAAGUUACCGGGGUUUUAGAAUUAUGACUUAACUAGCUGUUGCCCGCGACUUCGUCCGCGUGGAAUCUUAUCUUCAACAUUUUACAUCUUUAGUACCUAUACUUUUCAUAUCCAAGCAAUGUUGAAAUUAAGUACUUUUCUUUUUUAGCUAGUUGUAUGAAGUUUUAAGUCAAGUGGAUUUUGAUGUUGGUUGCUGAAAUUACUUUUCUUGUAUUCUCAUAAUAGGUACCUAUGCCCUUAUACAAAGAUUCAAGUUCCGCAUUCCGCACUCACAAAAUAUCUGAUCUCCAUACAAACUUUCGACCCCUUUCUCACCACCUUGGGGGAUGAUUUUCAAAAAUGCUUGAAUUAGUUUUCAUGUUUUUUAAUUUAUUACCUUUUUUUCCAAAAAGUUAAAGCUCCUAGCUUAAAAUUAAAUUUACACCCCAAGACGAAUUUUCAUCCCCUUUUUAGCCCCCUUAGGGAUUGAAUUUCCAAAAACGUUGCAGUUACUUUUUUUUGUAAUCGGCUAUUAUGUCUUUCUAAGAAGUUUCAAAGCAUUUGUAAUGGAUUCAAACUUUGAACCCCAUUUUAACCCUGUUAGGGGAUGAAUUUUACAAAUCGCUGAAUUCACUUUUAUUGUCUUCUAAUAAUUUCCCCAAAUACAAAGAUUCAAAUCCCGCGCUCGAAAAAAUGCAUGAUAUCCAUACAAACUGUCAACCCCGUUUUCACCACCAUAGGGAUGAAUUUUCAAAAACGCUGAAAUUACUUUUCUUGAAUUUUAAUAUAAUACCUUUUUACAAAGUUUCAAGUUCCUAGCUUCAAAUAAAAUUUGCACCUGAAGACGAACUUUCAUCCCCUUUUUAACCCCCUUUGGGGUUGAAUUUCCAAGAAGGUUGCAAUUACUUUUUUUUGUAAUCGGCUAUUAUGCCUUUCUAAGAAUUUUCAAAGCAUUAGUAAUGGAUUCAAACUUUGAAACCCAUUUUAACCCUGUUAGGGGAUGAAUUUUACAAAACGCUGAAAUUACUUUUAUUGUCUUUUAAUAGUAUCCCCAAAUACAAAGAUUCAUGUCCCGCGCUCGAAAAAAUGUUUGAUAUCCAUACAAACUUUCAACCCCUUUUUCACCACCUUAGGGGAUGUAUUUUCAAAAACGCUGGAAUUAGUUUUCUUGUAUUUUAAUUUGAAAUGUUUUUACAAAGUUUCAAGUUCCAUUCUUGAAAUAAAAUUUGCACCAGCAGACGAACUUUCAUCCCCUUUUUAACCCCCUUAGGGGUUGAAAUUCCAAAAACGUUGGAUAUACUUUUUUUGUAAUCGGCUAUUCUGCCUUUCUAAGAAGUUUCAAAACCAUUUGUUUUGGAUUCAAACUUUCAACUCCUUUUUAACCCUGUUAGGGGAUGAAUUUUAUAAAACGCUGAAAUUACUUUUCCUGUCUUUUAAUAAUAUCCCUAAAUACAAAGAUUCAUGUCCCACACUCGAAAAAAUGUUUGAUAUCCAUACAAACUUUCAACCCAUUUUUCACCACUUUUGGGGAUGAAUUUUCAAAAACGCUGAAAUUAUUUUUCUUGUAUUUUAAUAAUAUAUAUUUUAACGAAGUUUCAAAUUCCUAGCUCAAAAGAAAACUUUAACCUCAUACAAACUUUUAUCCCCUUUUUAACCCGGUUAGGGGAUGAAUAUUACAAAACGCUGAAAUUACUUUUAUUGUCUUCUAAUAAUAUCCCCAAAUACAAAGAUUCAAGUCCCGCGCUCGAAAAAUUUUUUGAUGUCCAUACAAACUUUCAACCCCUUUUUCACCACCUUGGGGGAUGCAUUUUCUAAAACGCUGAAAUUAGUUUUCUUGUAUUUGAAUUUGAUACUUUAUUACCAAGUUUCAAGUU